This is a messenger RNA of Mustela erminea (ermine), 1140 nucleotides long. RefSeq names its product pro-platelet basic protein (gene PPBP). The record is from RefSeq and is a predicted model, not a curated record. Gene Ontology annotation, cellular component: extracellular region. Gene Ontology annotation, molecular function: CXCR chemokine receptor binding; chemokine activity. Gene Ontology annotation, biological process: inflammatory response; cellular response to lipopolysaccharide; chemokine-mediated signaling pathway. The transcript has 3 exons. NCBI's taxonomy places the organism in Eukaryota, Metazoa, Chordata, Mammalia, Carnivora, Mustelidae. The coding region runs from base 42 to 581 and encodes 179 amino acids.
UUUAUCUGGGUUGGGCACAGCUUGACCACCCUUCCACUUGUAUGUCCCUAUAUCCUCACCUCUCCUUCCCUAUCUUUUUCCUCCUUACUGGCCUUGAGGUAGCUUGUAUAAAAGGCAUCAGGAGAGCAGGAAAAACCCCAUUGCCGCAAACUUCUAGGCAACCCUACACUCUCACAGCGAGGUCUCCUGUCUCGAGGAACGACUCCAGCUUAAUCUUCUCCACCAUGAGCCGCAGACUUAAGGCCACCUCCUCCUGUCCCGGCACCAGCCCCCUCCGGGUCCUACAGGGGCUGAUCCUGCUAUCCCUGCUCCUGAUGCUGGUUCCCUGGACUGCUGGAAAAACUCCCAGUGUGGACAAGAAGCGGUUCGUUGAACUUCGCUGCAUGUGCUUGAAUACCGUCUCUGGCAUUCAUCCAAGUAACAUCCAAAGUUUAGAGGUGCUCAGAGCAGGACCCCAUUGUGCCAACGUCGAAGUGAUAGCCACACUGAGGAAUGGGAAGGAAAUAUGCUUGGACCCAGAAGCUCCCAAAAUCAAGAAAAUAGUCCAGAAAAUUUUGGAAAGCAGUGUGUCAACAGCUUAAUCUGCUCACUUUCUGUCAAACCUCUUUAUCUCCCAAGAACAGUAAGAGUUUGAAGGCUUGACUUCCUGGAGUUCUUAUUUAUCCAAAAUACCUCUUCAUACUGUAUUAAAUUUUGGAUGUGUUUUCCAUUCUGCCCCCAAAAGUCAUGACAUUCUGAGAAGACUGGUUAAUAGAUGACAGAGAGAAGGUGACAAUAAGCAAACUUACUUUCAACAUAUAAUGUGGGGCUUGUUCUCUAAUUCUUGGUUAAAUGUGGCACUCUGUUUUGCAUCCCUUUAUCUAAAAUUUUCUCUUCAAAUACUUAUAUGUGCAUUAAACCUAUCUUGCUCUACCUUACUGUUAGACUAGCUAUGCUCAUGAUGAUUAAUAGAUUUCAGAAUGGUUGAUGAUUUUCGGAAUCACACAGAUCCCAGAAAGGAGCACUUGCUCAAGAAAUGUUUGUUAAUUUAUUUAGGCACUUAAUAGAGUUUUUCAAUGUCUUAGUCUUAGGAUGUCUUGUUUCAAAGCAUUUUCUGAAAGAUUUUUCUAAUGUUUAUUUUAGGCUUCAAACUGUAAAAAU